Molecule: messenger RNA, 2849 nt
Organism: Caenorhabditis angaria
Lineage: Eukaryota; Metazoa; Nematoda; Chromadorea; Rhabditida; Rhabditidae
Source: the annotation of a GenBank genome assembly
AUGGGUCGAGCCUCAUUCGAAUACGAUGAGGUCGGAAACACAUUUUAUUAUGUGUUAGUAUCGUUCUAUGCAAUUAUACUGUUUCCGGUGACGUAUUAUUGUUUACCAACAAAAUCGAGCCCUGGUGAGUGUUUUUAGUUUUAAAAAAUGAUGUUUUUAUAUGUAAAAGUGUAUUAUUUCUCAUCUGACUCAGUUUUCUCGAUUUCUCAAAGAAAGUAUUUUUUACAGAACCAGAACAUGUCGUGAACGAACAUGAAUGUCAAUGUAAAGGUUGUGAUCGAAAACGGAAAUUAAAAGCGGCGAAUAAACCAUGGAGAAGAACUAAGAAAAUAUUGAUAACUGUUGGAUUGAUAGUUGCUUGGGCCAUUUUUGCAUUAAUCGUCAAAAAAACAACUGAAAUCGAGCAAACUCAUAAAGAUUAUGAUCCAUAUCAAAUUCUUGGUCUAGAUGUAGGAGCCGAAGAGAAAGCUAUCAAAAAAGCAUAUCGUGAUCAAUCUAAAAUUCAUCACCCUGAUCGAGGAGGCGAUCCAGUACAUUUCGACAGAAUUGCAAAAGCUUAUCAAGCUCUCACUGAUAAAGAAGCCAAAGAAAAUUGGGAAAAAUAUGGAAAUCCUGAUGGACCACAAGCAACAACAUUCGGAAUCGCUCUUCCCAAAUGGCUUGUUAGUAAAGAAUAUGGAUUAUGGGUUUUGGCAUUUUAUGGACUUAUAUUCAUGGUUAUUUUGCCAGUUGUAGUUGGAAUUUGGUGGUACAAUUCGAUUAAAUAUAGUGUUGAUAAGGUUUUGUUAGAUACAUCGAGAUUAUAUUAUUAUUUUAUUCACAAAACACCAAGAAUGGAGAUUGGAAGUGAGUUUUAUUAAAAUAAAAAAAUAUAAUAUUUAUUGUUAACAAAUUUUUUAUAGGAAUGAUUGCUGUAUUGUCUGGAUCAUUCGAGUUCAAUAAACAAUACAACAAAGAGAUUGUCGAAAGAGAAAGCGAUGAAAAAGAACUUCCAAGACUCAUGAAAUCUCUUCCUGGUGUAAGCGAUAAAGGCAGAGAACAACCAUUAUCAAUGCCGUAUGCAUUGAAAGCUAGAAUUCUUAUGCAUAGUUAUUUGACCCGUCUUCCACUUGAAUCGGAAAUGGAAAACCUCGAUCAAGAUCAACAUUAUAUUGUUGGAAAAUUGUUGAGAUUAGUCGAAGAAAUGUUGCAAUGUUCGCAAAAUCUCUUGAUUUAUUCACAAUGUAGAAUUCCAAUCGAAACAUUCGAAAAUUUCAUGAAACUUCAACCGAUGUUUGUUCAAGCCUUGUGGCAGAAAAAUUCACCUCUAUUACAACUUCCACAUAUUACCGAAUACAAUUUACAACAUUUACGCAAACAAAAAAUCCAUUCAUGUAAUGAUUUGGCUGUAAUGGAUGGUGAAAAAAGAAGAAGUGUUUUGAGAACAUUGACAGAUGAAGAAUAUCGAGAUGUUUUGAUUGUUUUGUCAACAAUGCCACGAUUGCAAAUUGAGACAAAGACUGUUGGUCAGUUUUAUUUUCCAAAAAUUUUAGGCUAAAUAGCAGAUCAGGUCCCCAACAGUUAUCAUUUCAGGCCCAAAUUUUUGGUGGGUCCACGAUGGGGGCUUCUUCUGUGACAAGGGGAUCUGAUUUGAAGUUGGGCACACCUGGAGAGACGUGUCCAAUAGGGACACUGUACAAAAAGUUUCAAAAGCCACGCUGUACACUUUUUCACGAAAAUGUGUAGUUAAUAAUAAUAAUUUAUUGGAGAAAAAAUAAUAAGAGAGAGAAUAAGGAUUAUACUUGACGACUCCAAUGAAAAACAUUGAUUUUCAGCGGAUUUUGAUAAAAAUUUUAAAAUUUCACGAUGCCCAAAAAUUUUGGGACACUCUCCAGGUGCCUGUUCUUCGUUUUAACCAAUUUUGAUAUUCAAAAAUAAAAUGAUGAAUUUUUAGUGGAAGGAGAAGAUGAUCAACAUGAACUUACUGCUGGAUGUGUUUUGACUCUCAAAGUAACCAUGAAAAGAACUCGACUCAUCGAUCCACAAGCAGCUGGAAUUAAGGAUCAACAUAAAGCAUAUUCAACCGAAGAUGAAGGAGAAGACGGUGGAAACGAAACCGAAGAACAACCAACACCAAAUACUGAAGCGAAGAAACCUGCCAAAAAACCAUGGGAGAAAAAUAAGCCAAAAGCGAAAAAAGCCGGAGGAAAUAAGAAGAAAAAUAAUGCAGUAGUAAAGAAGGUUGUCAAAAAAGAGACACCAGAGGAGAAAGAGAAAGAAAAGGAAGAAUCGGAGUCCGGUUCAGAUUCUGGAUCCGAUUCCGAAACAAAUCAAUCGGAUAAUGAAGAAGAUCGAGAUGAUAAUAAAGGAUCAGAUUCUGAAUGGGAAGAUGAUGUGCCAGCCAAGAAAAUGAACUUUGAAACAAAGUCUGUGGAAACUCACAAAGUUCAUGCACCAUUUUAUCCAGGAGAAAAGUUCGAAUGGUGGUGGGUGACAUUGACGCAAGUUGAUAAAAAGGAAAAAGUUCGACAAUUGGUGACUGCCACCCAAUUAGUGAAAACAUUGGUCGAUGAACAAACGGUUCGUUUUUUUUUGUUGAAACUUUUUGAAAAUUGAGAUUAUUUGUUUAUUUCCAGGUUGAUAUUCGAUUUGGUGCCCCACAACAGAAAGGAGUUUACACAUAUAAUUUAUCAAUUCGAUCGGAUUCUUAUCUUGAUGCUGAAUAUAGUGUUGACUUCAAGAUUGAUUUGAAAGAAGCGAAAACAAUUGAAAUCAAACACGAAGAUUUUGAUGAUGAAGAAGGUGAAGAAGUUGGAGAAGUUAGUAGUGAAGAUGAUUAUACCGAAGGAUCAGAUUCAGAUGACGAAUAG